ACAUGAAGCUCAAGAUCUGAACCUGCUAUGACUGACCCAGACGUCCUCACUGAGGUCCCAGCAGCUCUCAAACGCCUUGCCAAAUACGUGGUGCGUGGCUUUUAUGGCAUUGAACAUGCUUUGGCUCUGGACAUUCUCAUCAGGAACCCCUGCGUGAAGGAAGAGGACAUGUUAGAGCUGCUGAAGUUUGAUAGGAAGCAGUUGCGAGCUGUCCUCAACACCCUCAAGGGCGACAAGUUCAUCAAAUGCAGGAUGAGGGUAGAGACGGCUCCAGAUGGCAAAACCACCCGUCACAACUACUACUUCAUCAACUACCGCCUUCUGGUUAACGUGGUGAAGUACAAGCUGGACCACAUGAGGCGGCGGAUUGAGACGGAUGAGAGAGACUCCACCAACCGCGCCUCUUUUAAAUGCCCCAUUUGCUUCAGCACUUUCACAGACUUGGAGGCCAACCAGCUCUUCGAUCCCCGGACAGAUUUGACGGUUCUUGUUCAUAUCCUGGAGACUGCUUUCGGCAGUUCCCUGUUUUCUGUGGG
Molecule: messenger RNA, 536 nt
Organism: Eurypyga helias (sunbittern)
Lineage: Eukaryota; Metazoa; Chordata; Aves; Eurypygiformes; Eurypygidae
Product: general transcription factor IIE subunit 1-like
Exons: 2
Biological process (GO): transcription initiation at RNA polymerase II promoter; transcription open complex formation at RNA polymerase II promoter
Cellular component (GO): transcription factor TFIIE complex
Source: RefSeq, a predicted model, not a curated record